This is a messenger RNA of Ictalurus furcatus (blue catfish), 1830 nucleotides long. It is a transcript of the gene calb2a, whose product is annotated as calbindin 2a. Gene Ontology annotation, cellular component: synapse; dendrite; cytosol. The record is from RefSeq and is a predicted model, not a curated record. Gene Ontology annotation, molecular function: calcium ion binding. Lineage: Eukaryota; Metazoa; Chordata; Actinopteri; Siluriformes; Ictaluridae. The transcript has 11 exons. Gene Ontology annotation, biological process: regulation of presynaptic cytosolic calcium ion concentration; regulation of long-term synaptic potentiation. Bases 492 to 1298 code for a protein of 268 amino acids.
AAAUAUGUGGAGAUAAUCCGAUCUGGGACACAAGGAAAUUGCCUACAAGAAAAGGAAAUAUAAGUGGAAGUAAUGUGAGGAAUGUCAGAUAAUUACACGCACAGAGAUAGAUAGAUAGAUAGAUAGAUAGAUAGAUAGAUAGAUAGAAUCUUCACAUUCCUUCCAACGAACCAUGCUUAAACUUAUUUAUAUAGGCUCUAUAUGCUAUAUCAAUCGCGACUAACAUAAUGUAUCAACAUUUGGCCCAGUAUGAUACACUAGGGUAAUGUAUUCACUGUGUAAUUGUGCAGCCCAGAGUGUUAUGGGAGUAUCAGCGUUAGCGGUGAUGAGGGAAACUGCGCCACCCGGCCGCCCGCGGAGGCACUGCAGCCUUUAGCGCUCAUUUAAAAGCUGCGGCCGGCGCGGGGAGGGGGACAACUACAGUCACUGUUGGACGAAGUAGAAGCUCGCCAGGGAUUUGUUCUUUUUUGUGAGCAGCAGGGGAAAAAAACAUGGCAAAUCAAUCUGCACAGCCUCCUUAUCUUCACUUGGCGGAACUGACGGCAUCCCAGUUCCUCGACAUCUGGAAGCAUUUUGAUGCCGACGGUAAUGGCUACAUUGAGGGCAAGGAGCUUGAAAACUUUAUCACUCAGUUGGAGAUUGCACGGAAAGGAGCAGGUGUGGACCCCUCAAAUGCAUCUUUCAGAGACAAGAUGACAGAGUUCAUGCAGAAAUUCGACAAGAACAAUGAUGGGAGGAUUGAGCUGUCAGAGCUGGCCCAGAUUCUGCCAACAGAAGAGAACUUCCUGCUUUGCUUCAGACAGUUUUUGGGCUCCAGCUCUGAGUUUAUGGCGGCCUGGCGAAGGUAUGACACAGACCGCAGUGGCUUCAUUGAAGCAAAUGAACUGAAGAACUUUCUCUCAGACCUCCUGAAAAAGGUGAACAGGCAUUAUGAGGACCAGAAAUUGCAGGAAUACACGCAGACAAUCCUGAGGAUGUUUGAUCUGAAUGGGGACGGGAAACUGGGGCUCUCUGAAAUGGCAAGGCUUCUACCAGUUCAGGAAAAUUUCUUACUGAAAUUCCAGGGUGUCAAGCUGACCACUGAACAGUUCAACAGCAUAUUCACAUACUAUGACAAGGAUGGAAAUGGUUACAUUGAUGAGAUGGAGUUGGACUAUCUCCUGAAGGACCUCUAUCAGGAGGCUCAGACCCAGGACCUAGCCGGCUAUAAAAAAAGCAUCAUGGCCUUGUCAGACCAGGGUAAACUGUACCGCACAGAACUAGAAAUCGUACUGUGCCGGGAGCCCAUUGUACUGUGAUUUUACUGUGCUGGAAGCCCUGAAUCACAUUUCUCUUUCUGCUGCCUGACUACUGUAACCAUGUGCAUGUGCCAGGCACUACCACUUUCCUUUGUGUGUGUUUUGAAUGAAUGUGCACUACAAAGCACAAAAAAGAUUUCAUCAUUUUUCAUUUUCUGUCUCACCGCCUAAAUCCCCUUGGCUUGAGGACAGACUGUCCAGCUAUGGUGUUGCCCUCUGCUCAAUUUUUAUGCAUUUCAAAUGGAUUUUACUGAAUCUUACUGAUAGAGAGAUAUUGAUAGUAUGAACAAGCAUAUGAUGCUAUGAUAUAUUAAUUUAACUGUCUAUUUAUUUAUCUAUAUUUUUAUUUAUUUAAUUGCACCCCCUGGUAUUCUGUCAGGUUUCCUUUUUGUCUUUGGUUUGAUUAUAUCACUAUCAUUACAUUUUCAACCAUUUGAGGUUAUGCUGUUUUCUUUCUUUGGCUGAUACUGUUAGAGGAUGUUACUGAGAGAAUUAAUAAAAGACUAGGUGACUUAUGUGAAGAAUGUGGCAU